Apis dorsata (giant honeybee) is the source of this 4987-nucleotide messenger RNA. RefSeq names its product PDZ and LIM domain protein Zasp (gene Zasp52). NCBI's taxonomy places the organism in Eukaryota, Metazoa, Arthropoda, Insecta, Hymenoptera, Apidae. Gene Ontology annotation, molecular function: muscle alpha-actinin binding; actin binding. The coding region runs from base 389 to 2554 and encodes 721 amino acids. Gene Ontology annotation, cellular component: Z disc; adherens junction; stress fiber. The transcript has 16 exons. The record is from RefSeq and is a predicted model, not a curated record. Gene Ontology annotation, biological process: muscle structure development; actin cytoskeleton organization; heart development.
CGAAUCGGAUGGAAGGAAGGCAGCCAGGCAGGCCCCGCUGCCCGACUGACCGUCCUCACAGUCUGUUGUACCUUUACUCCGGUCUGCGCGUUCUUCAGGAACGUACGUGCCGUUCUCCCAACCGCGCGAUUCCGCCUCGCCAAGGCAGACGUCAACCGUGGCCGGUGCAACGUGCAUAUAUCCUGUCUCUUCGAUCUUCGAAACGAGUAGCUAAGAAAAGAAAGAAGAAAGAAAUAAAAGGAAAGAAAAGAAAAGGAAAGGAAAAUAGAGGGAAUCGUAUAUAUAUAUGUAUAAAACCGAUCGAUAACUUAUCCGUUUUUUCGUUUCAUUCGAGGAUUCAGUUUUCUUUUUAUUUUUUAUCCGGCUGUCUGUAAAAGAUAUCAGUGAUAUGGCCCAGUUGAUCAACGUCAAACUAUCCAGAUUCGACGGAUCCCCCUGGGGUUUUCGUCUUCAGGGAGGGAAGGAUUUCGGCACACCGCUCGUCGUGCAAAAGGUGAAUACCGGAUCACCGGCGGAAGCGGCCGGUCUGAAGGCCGGCGAUGCAGUAAUCAGGGUGAAUAACACGGAGAUGUACAAUCUGAGGCACAAGGACGCGCAGGACGUUAUCGUGAGAGCCGGGAACAACUUCGAGUUGACCGUACAGAGAGGUGGAGGUACCUGGAAACCGCACGUGUCUCCGAUAAGCUCUACCCUGCCCUCGCCGUCCCCUACCAGCGGAUUGUGCAAUAUAGCUCCAGUUACGAAAACAUCGUUGGCGGCCAAGAAACAAGAUGGGCCGCUCAUAGGGAGCGGUCACAAUUUCAGCCCGAAACCAUUCCUUAAUGGAACGGGAGACGGUUCGAUCAAAUCGAUCGUUAACAAACAGUACAACAGCCCAGUAGGUAUCUACAGCGAGGAGACCAUCGCGGAAACUCUUUCCGCGCAAGCGGAAGUUCUAGCCGGCGGUGUGCUCGGAGUGAAUUUCAAGAAGAACGAGAAGAAUUACAAUGCCGAGAACAGCGAGGUAUUCAAAAUGGUUCAGGAAGCUGACAAAGAGCCAAAGACACCGGAACCUGUUUCUUCGAGAACAGAGUUUUACUCGUCGGUGAGCCACGCCGUUGGCGGAAGAGCCACUUCGCCGAGAUCACCCACGCCUCUCUUUCAUGCACUCCAUGGUAGUAGGAGUCCAGCCGUCAAUUUCAAUGAAAGUCCGUCGUCGAAACAUCAAGUGCAACGACAGGAGUCCUCCUCUUCUUCCCCCUCGGGAUCAUCGGGUGUUCGUUGUAACAACUGCGACCGAGUGAUCGUAGGUGUCUUCGUAAGAAUCAAGGACAAGAAUCUUCACGUGGAGUGUUUCAAAUGCUCCACUUGCGGCACUUCCUUGAAAAACGUCGGCUACUAUAAUAUCAACAACAAAUUGUAUUGCGACAUACACGCGAAAUUGGUCGCCAGGCAAAAUGCACCUGCUGGCAUGGUUCCAAUCACUAUACCACCGGGCGGUAAUAAGGCUCCUGCGAGCACCAUUUCCGCCGCUCUCGCGCAUGCUCCAUUAUCUCCACCAUUGAGCAAUCACGCAUCGUCGCCCCAACCGUUCUCCGCUUGCAAUCGUUCGAGUCCCGAUUACUUCGGAUCCCCGAAUUCUCAGCUAUCGCCCCUCGAUAAGAACGGAUACAUCAGCAACGGCAACUGCAACUGGGAAUCGAAAACGUUUACAAGCACGAUCACCAUUCAGACGGGUUGCACAGAGCCCACCCGCCUUGGCACUACGCCCGUCGAUCCACCCAGUUUCCGAUCAGUCCAGGCUCCAACGUCGAACAAUUUAAUUGGUCCUAAACCGUUUGGAUCGUCGAAUAUAUCGUCCCCUCCGCUAGCGAGCACAGGAAGUAGCACUCUGCCACGACCCCAGAGUCAGACCGUGACCGGUACCGGAGUCGGUGGUCUCGGUGGUGCCGGGUCGAAGAGCGGAACUUUCGCUGGUAGCAGCGCGCCAAAGCGAGGAAGGGGGAUCCUAAACCAAGCAACUGGACCGGGAUCACGAUUGCCCCUCUGCGCCCAUUGCAACUCUUACGUCAGGGGACCAUUCAUCACGGCUCUGGGACAGAUUUGGUGCCCCGAUCACUUUGUCUGCGUGAAUACGCAAUGUCGUCGACCAUUACAAGAUAUAGGAUUCGUAGAAGAGAAGGGACAACUCUACUGCGAAUAUUGUUUCGAACGUUUCAUCGCGCCAAGCUGCAACAAAUGCAACAACAAAAUCAAAGGCGAUUGUCUAAACGCAAUUGGAAAGCAUUUCCACCCUGAAUGCUUCAAAUGUUCCUAUUGCGGCAAACUCUUUGGUAACAGCCCGUUCUUCCUCGAAGAAGGAUUGCCCUACUGUGAAGCAGAUUGGAACGAAUUAUUCACGACAAAAUGUUUCGCGUGUGGAUUCCCAGUCGAAGCUGGAGAUCGCUGGGUGGAGGCCCUGAACAAUAAUUACCACAGCCAGUGUUUCAACUGCACGAUGUGCAAGAAGAAUCUCGAAGGCCAAAGUUUUUACGCGAAGGGUGGUCGUCCAUUCUGCAAAAACCAUGCACGUUAAUGCACGAUUCUUUAUGAAUAUAUUAACGCAAGAAAAGAAAAGAAAAGGGAAAUAGAGGAGGAGAGGGAAGGGGAGGCUAUUUGAAGGAAGAAUUGGAAAGUGGAAAAAAAAAAAGAAAAGAAAAAAAAAAAUUACAGAGGAAAUCGCGUUAUCUUAGCUUUAUAAUGAGCACGAAUUUUUGUCUGCAUAAAUUAUAUUUUAUCGAGAUUAUUAUUAUUUUUUUUUUUUUGUUCUUCUUAUAAUUGUUUUCGGUCGACGACAAUUAACACGAUCGUAAAAAAGAAAAAAAAAGAAAAAAAGGAAAAAAAAAACGAAUCGGUGUUAAAAACAACUUUUAACGCCAAAUAAUUAUAGGACGAUUUACGAGUAUAUAAAUAUUUAUUUACGAAUACGAAUACGUUAAUUAAAUGCGAACUAAUUGCACAUCGAUUAUAAUUAUAAUUCCCUUGAUUACUUAAAAACCUUCCUCUGCUUAAAAGCAGGAUACCUUCAAGUCGGCAAAGUCGAUCGAAAAUAAAAACGAAAUACAAAAAAAAGAGAAAAAAAAAGAGAGAGAGAGAGAGAGAAAUGUCCUUCAUAUAUCAAAGAUCGUUGUUCCAAAUAUAAUCACGUUUCUCGAAUUUUCGUGAUCGUGCUCGCUUACGAUAAUACUAUACUUACUAAGCGCCCACGUAACCUUCUAAGCAAUUGUACUCGGCACAAACUACUCAACUAGGUAGUUGGUAGUUCGAAAUGACAAUUAUCGCGUCGACGAUUAUCCGUUAUAUAGUCGCGACUCAAUAUCAAGAACAGAAGAAGCUAAUUAACCGGCUUUGCAGGCUGCUUUACAAUUGAUUCGAACGAAAGAAAAUAGAACGAAAUACCUUUGGAUUGGAAGCAGGGAUUUACACAGUCGCAUAAUAAUAAUAAUCGCUAGUUUCCUUCGAUUUUCGAGAUUAAAAUUUCCCUUGAACGAAAAGGUUAGUGAGAGAAGAACUUCUCGAGAGGCUAUUAAGUUGGCAAAAGUUCCUCGCGUUUCGCUACCUCGACAUUCCACGACUAAUUGGUGGAUUAAGCAGCCAUAAAAUAUCGAUGAGACGCAAACUCCUUCUGCUUACGGUUCCGCUUUUAAUGUACGCGACACAAGUGAUCACGUUUCCCUUGGCGGACGGGUCUCGAAUACCUCGUAAAAUUGUUGCCGCAGAAAAUUCUGCAACGAUACAAUAAACGCGCCGACUUGGUCUCCUGCUCGAAUCACGCAAAGGUCAUCCAAGCAAUUAGUAUUACUGGCAUUAUCACAUAUUUCGCAUUACCAAAGUGCACCCAACAUGAAAAUGUUUCGGCUUGUUUCCUUGGAAAGAUUCGGGAGAGGAUUUGGGUGUUGAUAAAGAAAAAAGUCUUAAACGACGGAAAAGCUUCUCUACGAGCAAAGCUUCUCUAUGAUCAAAAUUUAAAAUCUCAUUUUCGUACGAGUUUGAAUUUCCUUGAUUUCAAAAAAAGCUUCCUCGUAACUGUAAGACGCGCCAAUUAAUUAUUUCUUAAUGAAUUGAAUUUCAAAUUCGUGAUUAUGAUUGAAAAACGGCGAUGAAUACCUACAUUGUGCGCGCGUUGAUUGUCAAUUGUUGACGAGUUUGACAGAGAUAAUCUUGUUAUCUUUCUCGGAUCUGAAAAUAGAACUCGUUAGUUAGAAUGUUCAUACAUAGAAAUUUUACUUAUAAAUCAUGCAAAAUUAUACAUUACCCUGAAAUCAGGCGAUUGAAGACGAGCUAAAUAACAGGCUUGACUAUUAUUUCCAAUCAUUCUGUUGGCUAAUCAUUUUACCAAGAACAUUUUUAAUUUUGGCAUGACCAAAACUGGAAAUCUGGAAAUUCUUCUAGCUAAAAUUGUACGUAGAAGAGAACAACGCACGUUUUUACACACACGAAUCCGUUUAAAAUCCGCUUAGCUUUCAGGGUGCAUAAAGAAAAUAAAAUUUGAUGAUAAAAAUUGACAAAUCGAGAAUUCGAAUACUUGAUAGCAAUUGCCAUGUAAUUAUAGAAAAGGUUACCGAUUUCUGUGCCAUUAUUACAGACUCAUGUCAUGUAGUAGCUAUGAAGAAACAAAUUAGCAAAGCUAGUUUAAAAACUGGAGGACGUAUUUAAGCGUAUAUUGUAUAAUUUAGUAAGUAAGAAACACGCGGCGUUCAUAGAAUAACUCGCGUUAAAACGUUCGUACAAGAGAUGCAUAAGAAGUCGAUUCGAUUGAAGGAAGAAGAAUAAUCCUUUCUACGAUCUGAAAUCAUCCCAACUCGAUAUGGCCGAUGUGUGUCGCGAUAGAUCGAUCCAGUACUAUGAAGGAUGCAACUUAUCAUUAGGAUUAAUAAUAUUAAUUAGAUCGACUACUGGCUGAAUAUCGCAACGAGCUUCUGUAUCCGUGUUACGUGUUGCUUACAAUAAAUUAAAAUGUUCGUGUAAA